Ficedula albicollis (Collared flycatcher) is the source of this 778-nucleotide messenger RNA. Its product is annotated as histone H1. The transcript has a single exon. The coding region runs from base 114 to 776 and encodes 220 amino acids. Gene Ontology annotation, biological process: nucleosome assembly. The record is from RefSeq and is a predicted model, not a curated record. Gene Ontology annotation, molecular function: DNA binding; structural constituent of chromatin. NCBI's taxonomy places the organism in Eukaryota, Metazoa, Chordata, Aves, Passeriformes, Muscicapidae. Gene Ontology annotation, cellular component: nucleosome.
GCGGCAAGGGGAGCGGGCAGGGGGCGGGGCGCGCUCGGGAGCGAACCAAUCAGCGCCCGCCGCGCUCUAUAAAAGGCGGCGCCGCCGGAGCCGCCUCAUUCGCGCCCCUCGCAAUGUCCGAGACCGCGCCCGCCCCCGCCGCUGAGGCAGCGCCCGCCGCGCCCGCCGCCAAGGCCGCCGCCAAGAAGCCGAAGAAGGCGGCGAGCGGCUCCAAAGCCCGCAAGCCCGCGGGGCCCAGCGUCACCGAGCUGAUCACCAAGGCCGUGUCCGCCUCCAAGGAGCGCAAGGGGCUCUCCCUCGCCGCGCUCAAGAAGGCGCUGGCCGCCGGCGGCUACGAUGUGGAGAAGAACAACAGCCGCAUCAAGCUGGGGCUCAAGAGCCUCGUCAGCAAGGGCACCCUGGUGCAGACCAAGGGCACCGGCGCCUCCGGCUCUUUCAAGCUAAACAAGAAGCCCGGUGAGACAAAAGAAAAGGCAACUAAGAAAAAGCCGGCUGCCAAGCCCAAGAAGCCGGCGGCCAAGAAGCCCGCCAGCGCUGCCAAGAAGCCCAAGAAGGCGGCGGCGGUGAAGAAGAGCCCCAAGAAGGCCAAGAAGCCGGCGGCAGCAGCGGCCAAGAAAGCAGCGAAGAGCCCCAAGAAAGCCGCCAAGGCAGGGCGCCCCAAAAAGGCAGCGAAGAGCCCGGCUAAGGCGAAGGCGGUGAAGCCCAAAGCAGCCAAGCCUAAAGCAGCCAAACCCAAAGCGGCCAAGGCGAAGAAGGCAGCGCCCAAGAAGAAGUGAGG